This is a messenger RNA of Wasmannia auropunctata (little fire ant), 2642 nucleotides long. RefSeq names its product protein atonal homolog 8 (gene net). NCBI's taxonomy places the organism in Eukaryota, Metazoa, Arthropoda, Insecta, Hymenoptera, Formicidae. Gene Ontology annotation, molecular function: protein dimerization activity; DNA-binding transcription factor activity. Bases 509 to 1762 code for a protein of 417 amino acids. The transcript has 2 exons. The record is from RefSeq and is a predicted model, not a curated record.
ACUAGUAUUGCUGGUACUGAUAGCGAUGGUAGUGGUGGUAGUGUUGCCGGAGUGGUGGUGGUCGCGAUAGUGGUGGUGGUAGCAACGACGUUACUAGUGGCGGCGGUAAAAGCUGGUGGUGGUGGUGGUGGUGGUGGAAUGGAACACACGGACCAGUCGAGCCUCCCUCGCACACGUAAGAGCAUGAAACGGAGUCGAGAGUAACACGAGGCGAGCCAGUUCGCUGUCGACUGCGUUCGGAGCAGGACGUGUGUCGAGUCCCACGUCGAGUUUAUUGGCUAUAUAUAAAUACAGACUCGCGAGAAAACCUCCCUGAACGUCGCAUUCGUUCGGUGAAAACGGCGAGUUCUGGGAUUACCCAGGAUCCACAGCCAGUUUUGUUUUACACGUGCCGGGAUUUGUGGAUCUGUACCACGAGGGAAAAAGGAAAAAAGUGUAUUUGUGCGUGAGGGUGCGUGAAUCGAGGGAGGAAGUAACCGGUGAAGUGCCGGCGGUCUAUGAGAGGAAAAUGACCGAUCACGUGGUGGAAAGUACGUUCGAGCUUUCAGCUUUCAUGAAAGCCGGUGUCAUGGCGGGCUCUGAGAGGGACAGCGGUUCUUGCAGCAGUGCCGACGAGGACAGUAGAUCGAGCCUGCAUUCGCCUACUUCGUCUGAGGACAGUGUUGAAGUGCAGGUGACACCGAUUUCAUUACGAAAUAAGCGUAAGCUGGCGGAGCCACGGAAGAUUCAAGAACCGGCAGUCAUCGCGGCGCCGUUGAAGAAAAGACGGUUCGAUCCUAUUUCCGAGGAGACAACCGUGGAUCAAGAGGAGCCCAGGUCGUUGAACACGCCGAAUCCCUUCAGACCGUGGAUUCCUGCCUCCUACAAAAACGAAUCGAAGACAACCGCGACUUCGUCGACGACGACAUCGACGAAUACGAUUUCCAACACGAUAACAACAACAACCACGACGACGACGACGACAACGACACUGACCGGCGAAAAAGAGGACGAAGAGGAAGAAAGGAAAAGAGAGCAAGACGAGACGACGCAGAGGCUGCACGAAUCGUUCAGAAGACUACAACAUCCUACCGGUCAUAAUCGAUCGCCUGUCUCCUCUCGACGGGAGCCUCGUCAGAGGUUGUUCGAGCCAGCACCAACGACGACAGCAGCAGCAGCAGCAGCAGCAACGACAACGUCUCCGUCGAACAUGAUCCCUCUACCGCAUCCUAGGCUGCAGGACGAACCGUUGUCCUUGGUUGUGAGAAACGAGGCGCUCAGAGUGCCGUCGCAUCCCGCUGUAAGUGGCUCCUACGAGAAGACGCCGUCGUACAUGAUGGAACACCUGUUGGCGACUUCGUCCGGCCGGAGUCAAAAUCAUCAGACUCACCAGAGUCCACGGAGUCACCAGAGUCACCAAGCGGCCGCCACGACGUCGAGACACCAGCAUCAGGGUGGUCAGCAGAGAAAUUAUAAGAACAUGACGAGAGAGAGACGGAUAGAGGCGAACGCCCGAGAGAGAACCAGGGUGCAUACCAUCAGCGCGGCCUUCGACACAUUGAGACACGCCAUACCCGCGUAUUCGCACAACCAGAAGCUGUCGAAGCUAUCGGUACUGAGGAUUGCCUGUAGCUACAUCAUGACGCUCAGCAAGAUCCUCGGGAAGGACGGUGAAAUGACGGCCGCAAAAAACAAUAGCCUCGCAGGCUUGAGCAGCUGCGUGGAGCAAGUCUCCAGGACCAUUCAGACGGAGGGCAAGCUAAGAAAGCGGAAAGACGAUUGAACGAAUCGUCGUUUCCACCUGGAAACAACGGGAACAGGCUGAAAAUGACGGACAAUAAAGUCUGUUACAACGAAAACAAGCGGGAGAUGUUCCGCAUUGUCAAACGCUUAAACGUCUUCUAUUCUCGAUGCCAUUUAAUUUGCGGAGGAGAGGAGGACGACCUAGGAUUAAGUAAGCAACCGUUAAUCUAAGCAGCUGAUUAUCGUCGGAUUUCUACUCUGCGCGUGUUAAUUCGUGAACUAUAGGAAUACGUUAAUCGGAGUCGCGAAGGAACGGGGGCGACGGAAGGAUAUUCGAAAGAAGUGACGAUAAGAUCACAAUUGAAUCGAGUCUUGUUCGCAGAAAAUGUUAUAGGAUAACUAUUUGUCGUUUUACAAAAAUUGUAUAGGUAUUAUACGCUUUUUGAAAUCAUAAUAAGCUUCAAAUUAACAGACUUUAUACUUUAUUCAGCAGAGAAUUUUUCGCGGCGUCCUCACAAUGGGAAUGUCUAUCAUCUACAUACCGAUACUUAGCAGUUGCACAACCAGACAAUAAAUCUUUAGAAAGAUUCUCAUACUUGUAAGAUCACGCUUAAUUUACGACAGACACCGCUGCAGACGUUGCACCGCAUCACGAAAUUUACGGUAGAGAGCGGCGAACAUUUACGUAGGAUUUGACAAUUCAUAAUAGAAGCUAGUCUCGAAGCUAUCUUGAUACCCUUUCAAAAUGGUACCGGCUAUUACAUCUAAUUUGCUAAUCCCCAUACAUCUGUAUUUUUAUCUCAAAGCAUGAAAAAUUCUACAAUUCUUAAACUCUCUUGUAAAGUGUGAAUUAAAAUUUAUGCAAAUUUAAUUAGUACACGCAGUUUGUAAAAAUGUAAUUUAAAUUAAACUUCAACUAA